Messenger RNA from Kickxella alabastrina, 943 nucleotides. RefSeq lists its product as uncharacterized. The transcript has a single exon. The record is from RefSeq and is a predicted model, not a curated record. NCBI's taxonomy places the organism in Eukaryota, Fungi, Kickxellomycota, Kickxellomycetes, Kickxellales, Kickxellaceae. The coding region runs from base 478 to 735 and encodes 85 amino acids.
CCUGCACAUUCUUAAUUCCAUAUUUGAUCACCCAAACAAUUGUUUGCUUUAAUAUGUCCUCAUUCUCAGUCUUUCAAACUCUGCUCUGGCAUGCAAUUGAAACAGCCAUCGGCCAUUAUUUAAGAAUGGAUUGCGACUGCGUACAAUACAAACAUAUCCCUUGCGGCUGCUUUUAUUCAUAGCAGUCACUGCUGGAGUAAAAUGUGUAUUGCAAAGUCGUGCAAAGCUGUUCACAUAUUGUUUUAUUUAGCCGAUUAUAGACGCACAUAUUAUCCCAGCUGGCCCAAGGCCCUCGACCAGCCGGCUUUUCAGGAUUGCCAUAUUGUAAAGUCAGCCAAAAUCCAGUCUUCCAGUCGGGUGCUGCUAAUGGACGACACUGCACUUGCCGUGUUGUUAAACUCAGCCUUAUCAUAUUUGUUCUUAGCUUAUUAAACCCUUUAUAUAUUCAUAUUGACAACCCAAAACAAAAGCUAAACUAUGCCCGCAAAGAUCUUGCUACCAAUAUGCAUAAUAUUGGCUUUUUUCUUCUUCCCUCCCCCCUCGCAGAAUCAGGAGCGUGGUUCUGAUUGUCAAGCAGGUCGACAUAUCGUGGGUCAAUGUUGUCUAUGGACAGACCAACCAGCACGUCAGCGGGCUUCUGAGAAAAGCGACUUCAGCACUCUACCACGGGUUAGAGCACGUGUUGUUUUUGGAGACCGGCAGCAACAAUACUCCCACUGCUUUCAAACUGGCUAAUUUUUCAGCGUUGCCUCACUUUAUGUACAAGGCCACCAGAGGAGAGGGGAGGGUAUAUCUGGGCCAUUGAGUCCAUUCGACAGAAAACGGUCUGCAUUUAUCCGAAGGGGAAUUCCCUCGAUUAUUCAUUUUUUUUCUUUUUCUUCGAGCCUUCAUAUUCUUUCGACUAGUCCAACAAAUAAAAAUAAAGCCUUUAACGACGAAUUAA